AUGCACCUUGACUCAACUGACUCCAGUGAUUUGGAACAGCUCCAGGCCUUUGUGUCACAGGCUUCUCGUCUGUUUGUGGUAAGCGGCGCCAGACUCUCCACUGAAUCUGGAAUUCCAGACUAUAUAGUGUGCACUCAGACUUUUGUGUGCAGUGCGAAAUUGAGGCAACGAUACUGGGCACUGAACUACUUGGGGUGGCCACAGUUCUCAUCACGGCAGGCAAAUUCAGCGCAUUUCACAUUACGAGACUGGGAGGAAGGAAAAGUGCACUGGCUUGUCACUCAGCAUGUAGAUGCAUUACACUCAAAAGCUGGACAACAGAGACUAACUGAACUUCAUGGAUCUACACACAGGGUUGUGUGUUUGGACUGCGGGCAACUGACUCCACAUGCCGAGCUGCAGGGGUGUUUUGCAGCUCUUAACCCUGGCUGUGCAGCAGGUGCUGUGACCUCAGAUGGAGAUGUGUUUCUGGAAGAUGAGUAGGUGCUGAACUUCACAGUAUCUGCAUGUGAUGCCUGUGGUGGUGUACUCAAACUUGAGGUGACGUUCUUUGGUGAUGUAGUGAACCGGACAACAGUUAACUUUGUGCAUAACAAGCUGGCUGAGUCUGAUGCUGUGCUUGUGGCUGGAUCCUCUCUUCAGUAUAUUCCCAUUCAUGCUUACAUGAGCAUGAAAUUCUCCACCAAUGACUUCCUGUUCCACAUGAUUAUGAAUAUGAGGAACACGAAGGCCAAAUUCCCUUAG
Carassius auratus (goldfish) is the source of this 744-nucleotide messenger RNA. Its product is annotated as NAD-dependent protein lipoamidase sirtuin-4, mitochondrial-like. NCBI's taxonomy places the organism in Eukaryota, Metazoa, Chordata, Actinopteri, Cypriniformes, Cyprinidae. Gene Ontology annotation, cellular component: mitochondrial matrix. The record is from RefSeq and is a predicted model, not a curated record. Gene Ontology annotation, molecular function: histone deacetylase activity, NAD-dependent; NAD+ binding.